AUGAGAAAGGACCUUAAAAUCAUCCUCAUUUUACUAAUAUUAUUAUUACUAACAUCAUUUUUAAAUGCAUUUAAAAUACCAAAAUCACAAGACAAUCAUAAUUCUAAUUUUCAAGAAUUAAAAGUUCGUCAAGAAAGCCAAGAUGCAUGUGCGAAAAUCCAUUCAGAUUACUUGACAUCAAAAAAAGCCGGUGUAGGAAAAUUUUAUACCAAGUACGCUGAUGUUAAGGCGUGCUUCGAAUCAUUUCCCUUUGAUCCGAAAAGGUCUAUCGAGAGCAUAUUAUCACAAAGCUAUGUGUUUUUGGAUCAAGCGACACAAGAAGCACAACCAGGCUUUACUUUUUCAGCUAUGGACGUAUUAAGUGAACUUGAUAAAUUACUUGCAUAUACUUAUACAACCGAUGUUCAAUUUAUGAUGGAUGUAAUGAAUCUAUUGAAUCAAUUGAAAGAUCCUCAUACCAAAUUCAUACCUAAUUGCUAUUUUGAACAGUUCUUAUUUGAACAAGGACUUUCUUUGUAUUCUGUUGUUAAAUCUGAUGACAAACAAGUGAUAAAGAUCUUUAAUGAUUCGAUAAUACCUUCGCUAACAGAUUGCGAGGUUACUCACAUAGAUUCACAACCCGCGCUCUCAUUCAUCACAUCCUUUGCGAAUUCACAAAUAGGUGAAUCGAAGGAUUUGAACGUUAGAUUUAAUUUAGCACUUGCAUCACUUACAUUGGAAGAUGGAUUUAUUCAACUUUCUUCGGAUUCAGAACAAUUCACCAAAAGGGAUGUAUUACCAGAAAAAGAAAGUGUAGAAUAUAACGUAAUUUGUUAUGGGGAGAGAUAUAAUUUCACGAGAGAAUGGAUGGUUAGAAUAAAGGAACAAGAAUUCCUAGAAGCAUUUACAGAUUCGAAAAGUUAUUGGAAUUCAUUUUGUGCGAAUAAUAAUAAUCUUAAAGUUAACACAUUACCAAAAAAUGUUAAAAUAAAAAAAGAAAAUUCACUUAUCUUUAACCAAUUUGAAUCAUUAAUGUUACGAGAUGAGCAAGUUAAAUUAGUUAAAUCCGGUAAAAUUGCUCAAUUUUACAUCAUUACUUCGGUUGAAAGAGGAGCGUUUGGCGUUGUGGUAAUUUCUACCGUUGAUACUGAAAAGAAUGAGAAUGAGUUGGUUAUUGAUGAAUUAUUAGAAGGAUUUCGAAUAUUGAUCAAUGCUGGUCUGGUACUGGAUUUUAUAAAUAAUGGGGGUGGAACAAUUUUAAUAGCACAUUUUAUUACGCGAUUAUUAUCGCCACCUUUAUCUUCAAAAUUACCAAUAGCAUUCCCAACAGAUAUGAAAAUAACUCCACUUUCCGAAUUAUUAAUAACGCAAUCAGUAAUCAAAAAUGAUACUUCAACUCCAUUUAAUCCAAAGCUAUGGAUAUCGACACAAACAUCUUUACCAUUCAAUUCAGCUAACAUCAUAGAAAAUUUCAUAGGCAAUAAUUCUUUUGCUAGAAAUAAUCUAGGAGGACAACAGAGAUAUUCGAAUAAAUUCUUGGAUAAUACCAAGGACCUGCUGGAAUUUUUUUUAGCCAAAAAGAAUUUCGAAAUACCGUGGAAUGUAUCAAAUGAUAUCAUCAUUCUAACGAACGGAAAUUGUGGUAGUUCUUGCGCUAAUAUUGUACAAUAUUUUAAUGAAAUUUAUCACGUGAAAAGUGUUGCAGUCGGUGGAUUAUUUGAGGAUGCAAUGAAAACCGGAAUGUCAUUUGCAUCAUUUCCCGGUGGACAAAGUUAUAGCGAUAAAGCAUUGUUCAAAGGUUUUGAAAAAUUGGGUUUAUUAACAAAUGAUAGUAAUAUAAAAACUGUUAAAUAUUUGAUUGGUGGGAACGAAGCGCAAUUAAAAGAAUUUGAAGUUAAUGCUUUGCUAAAAUAUGCUUUGAGAGAAGUCUACAGUUUGGUGAAUGAAGAUGAAGUUUUGGAAUAUAGCUAUAGACCUGCUAAUUAUAGAAUUUUUCAUGAUGAAUUAAGUGCAAGAAAUCCUGCAAAAUUAUGGAUUCAAGCUGUACGCUAUAUUAUCGAUUAA
This is a messenger RNA of Funneliformis caledonium, 2043 nucleotides long. The record is from the annotation of a GenBank genome assembly. Lineage: Eukaryota; Fungi; Glomeromycota; Glomeromycetes; Glomerales; Glomeraceae.